This is a messenger RNA of Chaetomium globosum CBS 148.51, 687 nucleotides long. RefSeq lists its product as uncharacterized. Bases 1 to 687 code for a protein of 228 amino acids. The transcript has 2 exons. NCBI's taxonomy places the organism in Eukaryota, Fungi, Ascomycota, Sordariomycetes, Sordariales, Chaetomiaceae. The record is from RefSeq and is a predicted model, not a curated record.
AUGCAAGAUGAAAUCCCUAGCGCGAAUGACUGGGCGGCUGCUGUUUCUGAACUUCACCUCGCCAGCAAAGGCAAAUCUCCGACCAGACAAUUCGGGUUCCAUGUAACGACGCAUCUAGCCAACGUUCCCAUCAACAAUACGUGGAACCCAUCUCGUGAGGCGUUUUGGGCUCAGCAGAUGAAGAGCCUUUUCGAUCGGGAGGAAUCGGUCAACGGCCACGACGCGGCGCUAGCAGAGCUUAAGGCUGCAUAUUUUGAGAAAGCCAUUUCGAGGUACCUGAGACCUCUCGAAAGUGAGGGCAGGUCCGUCACCCCGUGCCUCCUCCACUCUGACCUCUGGCCGGGAAACAUCAAACCCAGAACAGCCAGAAAUGAGCUUUGCUUGUUCGACGCGUGCGCGUAUUGGGGACACAAUGAAGCUGACCCAGCCAUCUGCUACAACCCCAGAUAUAAGUUGGGCCAACCUGCUCUGGAGGCGUAUAGCAAUCUUGUGGCUCACUCAGACCCCGGCAUAGAUUUCUAUGACAGGAAUGCUUUAUAUGCCAUGAAAUACCACGUGUUGCUGAGCAUCAUGUAUUCAGAUAACAGGGUCUUUCGAGAGAAGCUGAUGGAGGAACUCAAAAUACUCCUCGGGAAGUUGGAUUCUGGCUCAUCCCCCUCGAGGCCGGACAAAACUACGCGGUUGUGA